AUGGCCGCCCAAAGGAGCCCAGCAACGAAAGGCGCGAAGAAACCUCAGAACGAGUUCGGGUAUGAAGACAAGCAAGCUGUUCCAAAGAAAGACUCGUUGACGAAUCUCCUCAACGAGUAUGUGCCCUACGACAGGGAAUCCUUCAAUCGACUCGUUAGCCCCUCUUUGAAGCAGAAGGCGCAGGCGCUGGAUGUCGCCAAGAUAGCAAUGACGGGGCUGGACAGCCUCAUAGCGUUUCUUCGGCAGCGAAGGAAAAAUUGUGGAGAUCAGAUAGAAGCUGAUGUAGCAGAGGUUGCAAGAAUCGAAGGAGAGCUGGCGGAGAAACAAGCGAAAGUCGACUUGAUCAAAGUACAUCAGGCCAACUGCAAGAGAGAGAGAGACACGAUGCAGCAGGCGCUGAAUGAUUCCAUACAAACCAUGCAGGACUCGGUUCGCACCUGUCACAAGAUGACUCAGCACACCAACUCCAACAUCGCCAAGUUGACUCGCACGAAUGUGCCUCGAUCCCAGCACAACUACCUCUCUACUGGAUCAAAGAACAAGACAGGAAGCAGCCAACUGGCUCGCACAGGCAAAUGA
Messenger RNA from Guillardia theta CCMP2712, 579 nucleotides. RefSeq lists its product as hypothetical. Bases 1 to 579 code for a protein of 192 amino acids. NCBI's taxonomy places the organism in Eukaryota, Cryptophyceae, Pyrenomonadales, Geminigeraceae. The record is from RefSeq and is a predicted model, not a curated record. The transcript has 3 exons.